Molecule: messenger RNA, 3015 nt
Organism: Prorocentrum cordatum
Lineage: Eukaryota; Dinophyceae; Prorocentrales; Prorocentraceae
Source: the annotation of a GenBank genome assembly
AUGUCGGCCGUGCUCGUCCAGCGCGCUGGGUUCCCCGUCUGCUUCAUGAGCGGCUUCGCCGUCAGCGCCUCGCAGUUGGCUUUGCCAGAUGCCGGGCUCAUCUCGUUCGGGGAGCAGCUGCAGGUGGGGCGGAACAUCUGCGAGGCCACCCGCGGCCGGUUGUUGGUGAUCGGCGACGGGGACACGGGCUUCGGCGGCAGCGGCAACGUGAGGCGCACCAUGCGCAGCUACGCGGCCGCCGGCUUCGCGGGCAUCACCAUCGAGGACCAGGUGUACCCGAAGCGGUGCUCCUACGCGCGCGGGCUCGCGGUGGAGGGCCGCGAGGCAGCGGUCGCCCGCGUGCGGGCCGCUGUGGCCAGCCGGGACGAGAUGCGGACGGAGGGCCUGGAUCUGGUGCUGGUCGCGCGCACGGACUGCCGCAACGCUUCCGCGGGCGGAGGCCUGCAGGAGGCGAUCGAGCGGUGCAGGGCAUUUGCCGCCCUGGGCGCCGACGUGGUGUACGCCGAGGGCCUGGCCGGCGCAGGCGAGCUGCGGCAGCUGAGCACGGCGCUCCCGGACACGCCCACCAUGCUGGCACAGGUCGAGCGCCCGGGCGUCCCCCUCAUCGGCGCCGCGGAGGCGGGGGCGCUCGGCUUCUCCCUGAGCCUGCUGGGCGUCACGGUCUUCAACUGCGCGCUGCACGCCAUGAGGCAGGCGCUGAGGGAGAUGGCCGCCGGGGGGCACCCGCCCAGCUCGAGCCGCAUGCCGUUCGAGGAGCUCUACAGGGAGGUGGGCUUCGACGAGCACUACUCCUGGGAGGCCCGCUUCGAGGGCAGCGCCAGCUCUGGCGCCGCCCCUGCCGCCAGCGGCGCCCAGCCAGCUGGAGGAGGCAGCUGGGGUGCACUCCCGCCGGAGGAGAAGCGGAGCCUGCAGGCGAAGCUCGACAGGAUGGGCAGCGAGCAGCUAGACAGGGUCCUCGAAUUCCUAGGGCCAGACGUGGGUGACGGGGAGGAUGAGGGCGAGGUGGACCUAGACGUCGACCGACUGGCGCCCGACCGGCAGCUUGCCUUGGUCCGACAGGCUUGCGCCAGUCCGCCCCUGCCACCAGCACAGCGUUUACGUGGUGAUGUGCGGGAGAGGGCGUGGAUGACGUCCUCCCGCGGCCGCUGCUCCGGCAAGAACCUCGCGCCCGACAGCGCGCGUGGCCACCAAGGCCUCCAAGGCUCGAACACCCACGUGGGCGCGACGGUUGCAGGCAUGGGCGCCGGCGCAGCGCUCGAGCUCAGAGCGAGUCUGGCCAUCCAGACCGUUGAAGCCUUCGCGAAGGACGCUGAGGCCACAGCGAUCGGAGCGGGCGGCUCCCUCGCGCUCGUCGUCUUUGGCGCUGCUGACCUCACAGUCGCGGUGUGGGCGGUGGUCGAGGUGGCCGCCGUCGCCGUGGAGGACGAGGCGCUCGCCGACGAGCGCGUGCUGCUGGACUGCGGGGUCAAGGACUCCGACGCCUUAGACUUCGUGAUCCAGGCCUGGCGCCGGCUGGGGCGAUCUCCAGCAGCCAGCGCCGUGGCCGUGGCCAAGAAGGCCAGCGCGUCAGCCCAGGAGUUGUCCGACUUCCAGACCGACCCCCCAGCUCAGCCAGCCGCCGCGCUACGCGCGCAGGGGGAUAUCUCGACCGCCGCGCUGCUCCGCGCGGAAGUGGGGCUGAUGUGCGGCCGCGGCGUCGUGGCCGCCAUCAGUUGCGUCUUCGCGACUAGCGCGUUCAAAUUCAUGGUAUUGGUUAUUGCUCUGCUGGCCGUCGUUGGCAUCCACCCGCGCCGCGUCAUCUUUGGCCCCGAGAAUCUGGGCCCCGAAAUGUCCGGCACCGCGAUCGUGAAUCUCUCGGAUCUCACAGCAGCUGCGACAGAGGAGCCCGGUGGCCCCGCGCUGCGCCGAGACGGUCGCGAAGCAGGAACUCGAGAUGCUGGGGCAGAGAGCGCGCAGAUGGUCGCGAAUCGCGAAGCGUUCGCUGCCGGCCAGAACGCGGCUGUCAAGGUCAUCGCGGGCGCCGCGAGGAUUUCGGAGGACGCCGCCUCCGCGGCCGCGUCGCAGAGCUACAGCUUCGCGCGACUCUCAAGUUGCAUCUCGCAGGCGCGGACGUCCGUGGACAUGGGGGAACUGGAAGCCAGCGCCUUGGCGCGGCAGCUCGCCAGAAGACGUCGUCCCUGUGAUAUGGCGCCGGCCGCGUCGCGCGUGCAGGCGGCGUUGCACCUCGGUGCUGCUGCCGACGAGAACCCUCUCGUGAAGGCACUCGACAGGCGCUGCGCGCAAGUUCCCGGCGCGCGCGGCGAAGGCGCCUCGGCGCCGCUCGCGCUGCGACGUUUGUCGCGGUGGCCUGCGCGCUGCGCUGCCGACGCGGGGGCGGCUGCGAGCGGCCGGGGGGGCGCCUGCGACGCCGCGCUGCUGUUGGCCGCGUCCAGGCUAGCGGCUACGCCAGCAGUGUGCAAGAUGCAGAGCCAGGGGGCGUGCCUGGCUGGCAGGUUCGACCAGCGCCGCGGCGCGCGCGCGCCAGGUGGGGUGCCCUGGCAGUGCCCCGCGCCAGGCCGUGAAAAACCGAGCCAGGGUGACGUCGCAGUCCUGGAGCUGACGCCGGAGCGCGUGCGGGCGGUGCUGGCGCUGCACAGGGACAUGCCGGCCAUGUCCCCUGCGCUGGAGUCGUCUGUGGGCCAGCAGUGCCUGCGCGUGGCGCUCUCGUACCCUGGCUGGCUGAUGCCCGCCGCGUGGCAGAGCAUGCCCCACGGCCCCCAGUCGAGCCACGGCUCCGUGCCGGCACCCUCGGGCACGGGUGAGGCGCAGGAUGCGCGCCUGCUCCCGCUGGCGUGCGACCAGCAGGCCUUCUCCCGUUUCGCCUCGGCCAGUGCUGAUGGCGACGUGGUGCAGCAGGUGAAGACCUCGGGGGCCAAGGCGGUGAGGGACUACCUAGCCGCCGAGGGCUCCGCGGGGGACAGCCGCCUCGAGGGCCUUGCGCUCAACUGGGGGGAGGACGACCAGCUGCUUCUUGGC